AAUGGGCAGAGGAGCUGACACCGACCUGAGGAGCUCUGGGCUGGGCCCCUGUGACUGGGGGACAUUGGUAAUACCCAACUUGUAUCUGAUCUAAGCAUUGUCCUCUCCUGGGGCUCACAGGCAGGCAUGGCUUUCCUUGUUGAUAUCCUGGAUAACUGGAGCCGUAAUGAACUGGACAACUCAGCAGAGGACUAUCUGGCCGACCUGCACUGUGCUGAUCCUGACAACCCAGAGUAUUUCUCUCUAGCAGAUCACAGUGAGGUCCAAAUCAGCCUUUCUACAGUAGGUUUUGUGCCUCUCUUUGGUGGAGAUCAGUCGCACAAAGUCCUUGCUCUCUUUGCACCCGAGGAUACACUGACAGCUGUUGCUUUCUACCUUGCUGAUCAAUGGUGGACUGUUGAAGACAUUGUGAGAACAUCCAAUCCUUCCCGUGAAGGCCUUCAUCAGGUCAGGACUCUGGGAGAGCGAAUGGUUCUUUAUGUCCUAAAUCGCAUUAUAUAUCGAACGCAAGAGAUGGAGAGAGAUGAGGUCCCUUUUUUGUGCCACAGCAGUUCAGAUUAUGCAAAGAUCUUCUGGAGGAAAGGGGAGGCUGUUGGAUUCUAUUCUGUCAAACCCGCUGGGAGUAUGUGUCCUGCUUACCUCACUCAAAGUUAUCAGCUGCCUGUUCUGGAUACCAUGUUUGUAAGGAAGCGAUACCGGGAUAAGGAAUUUGCCCUAAAGAUACUGGAAGACUUUGUAGAUUCUUUUACUGAAGAGAACCUUGGUUUGAGGUAUCCUUUGUCUUCACUGAUGUAUACAGCCUGCAAGCAGUAUCUAGAAAAGUAUCCUGGAGACCGGGAACUCUUGUGGGAGGUAGAAGGAGUUGGUCUCUUGUUCCAGAGGACUCUCAUUUCAAGUGUAUUCCAGAAGAAAGCUCAGAGACUCUCAGAGGCUUCCAAAAGUGAUUCAGACACAUUUUGUAAAGAACUCUGCUCACAGCAACCAGAACCUGAACCUGAAAUAGAGGAUCCAGUCUGUGAGAGUCAGAGCGAGCCCAGUGAGCCAUGCUUACCAAUGGAUAUCCAGGAAGAACCUGAAGAGGAGAAACCUCUGGAAGAUAAAUCUGAAGAGCAGGGGCCGACACUUGUUUCAACUCGUACUCGAAGCAGCCAGUUGAAACGUCCCAAGAUUUCAAGGAAGGAACUGGAAACUGAGGAAGAUGAGGAGGACAACAGCCGCCAGCAUGAAACAACAAAGCUGGAGUCCAAAGAACAGAUAGUGGAAAACUUUACAGAGCUCAUACAACAGCUAGCAGAAGACAAGGAUGACGGGGAUAUGGCGAAGCUACAGGAGGAGAUUUCAUGCAAACCUGUUGGGCAGCUUUUGGAGGACAGUCUUCAUGCUGAAGAAAGCAGCGACAAUAAUCAGAUCACAGAACCAGAACCAGCAGUGUCAGAAUCAUUCAAUGGUGACCUGAGAAAGCUAUUUGAUGAUACAGAAAAGGAUGACACAGAUGACACGGUGCAGGAGGACAUAAUAAAGGAGACCCUCGAACCUCACGUGCUGGAUACACAAGAAAUAGAAAGGGAAGUACUGGAUACUGAGUCAAAUCUAGAGCCUGGAGACACGGAUGAGAAAUCUCUAACAACUCUAGUUUCUGUUAAUAUGGAUUUGGAGAAAUCAAUGGAUUCCUUUCCUGAUCAGGUCAUCAGUUCGGAUGAUUUAGAGACCUCCUCCCAAGAGAACAUGGCAGUUGAAUUGGAAAACACUGUGAUGAGGCAGGAAGAAGAUAUAAAAGAGGCCCUGGAAGUAAAAGAUACAGAGACAUGCAUCCCAGUAUCUGGCAAAGAGCUCUCAGGUAACGGACUGGCAAGCUAUGAGGAAACUGACGGUGCAGAAGAAUGUUCCACCUCUGAUACAACUGAAUCCAUGGACACAGGAUCACUUGACAAACACUCCAUCAAUGUGAUGACAGACACACUCCCCACCCUCCGGCAAGGUCCCUUGCUUGUUGUUGAACUACAAGAUGUUGCAUUCCAGCAACUCUCAGAAGGACAGAAAAGUCAGUCCGGGGAUCAGUCGGAAGAGUCUGCGGUGGAGACAGAUCAGUCAGCGCAGAAAUCCAUGGAAAGAGGAGGGGAGAGCAGCUCGGAGGAAGCAGAAGCAGAAGUGCCAGUAAUAGAGAGGAGAGGUUUGCGCAGGAAGGCCAGGGCAUAUAAAGGACCAGCCAAGAAGAGGAAUAAGCUUGUUUAGCUCAUGGUCACCUUUGUUGUUAUUCACAUAUUUGUAAAACGAAAUAACCUAGAUUUUUUUUUUUUAAAGUUCUAUAAAGUUGGUGGACGUAGGUCACAGGCAUUUGUAUUUGUACAAUUUUUCCUGUUGAUGUUAUCUGUUCUCUCUUUAAAGUCCCCCCCUCCCCCACCACCACGUUUCUGUUGAUGACACAAGUACACAAACAUCAAAGCAGAACCAAAGCACAAAAAGACUUCCAGGUGUGAGCAGCAGAACUUAUGGUUUGCAAUGACACAAGUGUUGUCUUCCAGUUCUGUUAGUUAAGGUGCCCCCCCCC
Messenger RNA from Xenopus laevis (African clawed frog), 2548 nucleotides. It is a transcript of the gene fam169a.S, whose product is annotated as family with sequence similarity 169 member A S homeolog. NCBI's taxonomy places the organism in Eukaryota, Metazoa, Chordata, Amphibia, Anura, Pipidae. The transcript has 13 exons. The record is from RefSeq and is a predicted model, not a curated record. Bases 127 to 2232 code for a protein of 701 amino acids.